Messenger RNA from Trachymyrmex cornetzi, 454 nucleotides. RefSeq names its product glycine-rich protein 3. The record is from RefSeq and is a predicted model, not a curated record. The transcript is spliced from 2 exons. Lineage: Eukaryota; Metazoa; Arthropoda; Insecta; Hymenoptera; Formicidae. The coding region runs from base 56 to 454 and encodes 132 amino acids.
AUUUUCUCAUCGUCAUUUGGCACUGAAUAUCUUUGGCUGCACGAUCAGUAUCAGAAUGUCAAGGAUCCUUUUAUUCGUUGCGCUGCUUGUCGCAGUUGCAGUAGCAUUACCAGCACCGCAAUUUCAAGGUUCUCAUUCAGAUCUUCAAUGGAUAGUCAGAACAGCUGAGCCGGAGCCCGCUCGUCUUAAACGUACCGCGUACCGUGGAUAUGGCGGUGGUUACGGUCACGGAUACGGUCGCGGAUUCGGCGGAUAUGGCGGUUUUCGAGGUCAUCAUGGUCAUCAUCAUGGUUACGGAGGACACCGAGGAUACGGACAUCACGGUGGUUACGGAUGCAGAGGAGGAUGCGGAGGAUACGGUGGCGGAUUCGCCAAUAGCGCAGCCAAUGCAGGUUCAAUAAGCACGCCAUUCGGCAGCGGUUCCUUCGCGACUGCGUUUGCUAAUUCUGGGUAA